This is a messenger RNA of Mus pahari (shrew mouse), 2125 nucleotides long. It is a transcript of the gene Pced1b, whose product is annotated as PC-esterase domain containing 1B. The coding region runs from base 516 to 1817 and encodes 433 amino acids. Lineage: Eukaryota; Metazoa; Chordata; Mammalia; Rodentia; Muridae. The record is from RefSeq and is a predicted model, not a curated record. The transcript is spliced from 6 exons.
GCGGCAGCCUCUCAACUUUGGCGAGUUUCGAGGCGGCGGCGCGGGCUCCCCGGCUCUCUCGCUCGGCUGCAGAUUUUUAAAUCACUAGAUUUUAAACAACCAAGCGGGUAAACAUCUGCCAUAGGCAAACAGUGAGGAGCUUCCUGCAUGCUGGCCCGAAAGCCGCCCAGGAUGGAGAAGAAGGUAAUGAGAGGCCCUCAGAUACCAGAGGACACCCUACGAGGAUCGUGCUGAAGAGCUGGUCACCAGCAAACAUAGGACUGAGCAGGGCGGCCGCGUAAAGCCUCCACCCAGAGCCUCGGGUUUGAUUCGCGGCUAGAAGGGCCGGGAUGACUCAGCAAUGAGAACGAGGAGAGGACGUGGAGAUCACCACCUUUCUCUCCUCUCGCCUUCCUUCCUCUUUCCUUCUCGGCGCCCAGCGAUGGAGGGACUGGACAAUAGGAUCUUCCUUGCGCAGACAUUUCCCAGACCCAGCUUGUGCAAAAGAGGGAGCUAAGAGGCACACCGCAGGCACCAUGGUCCGCCUGUUGGCCUCCGAAGUACAGCAGCUACUCCACAACAAGUUUGUGGUCGUCCUUGGGGACUCUGUGCAUAGGGCGGUGUACAAGGACCUGGUGCUCCUGCUGCAGAAGGACUGCCUGCUCACUAACAAGCAGCUCAGGACCAAGGGGGAGCUGAGCUUUGAGAAGGACCAGCUGAAGAUGGGAGGCGAGCUGGAUACCCUGCACAACCGCACGGACUACCGCGAGGUGCGCGAGUUCUGCUCUGACCACCAUCUGGUGCGCUUCUACUUCCUCACGCGGGUCUACUCUGAGUACAUGGAGAGCGUCCUAGAGGAGCUCCAGUCCGGCAGUCACGCCCCAGAUGUGAUCAUUAUGAACUCUUGCCUCUGGGACGUCUCCAGGUAUGGGCGGAAUUCCUUGAGUAGCUACAGGCAGAACCUGGAGAACUUGUUUGGGCGCAUGGACCAGGUGCUGCCCAAGUCGUGCCUGCUAGUGUGGAACACUGCUAUGCCUUUGGGUGACAAGAUCAAGGCGGCCUUCCUCCCACAGAAGUGUAAGGGCCAGUACCCCCGGAUCUCGGUAGCCACCCUGAAAAAGAAAGUGACCCAAGCCAAUUUCUAUAGCCAUGCGGAAGCAACAAAGCACUAUUUCGAUGUGCUGGACUUAAAUUUCCACUUCCGGCAAGCCAGAAGGCACCUGCAGGGAGAUGGCGUGCACUGGAAUGAGCAUGCGCACCGCAAGCUCUCCUACCUGCUGCUGGCCCACAUGGCCGAUGCAUGGGGUGUGGAAUUGCCCCAACGAGACUCAUGGGAGCCUGGUUUUGAGGCGUGGGAAAGUUCAGGCCAGGUAGAGGAAAGGCAGCCCCAAGACAGCCUAGGUCCUCAGGUGUUUGCCCCAUCUCCACAUUGUCCUUUUCCCAGGCCACCUCCCCUUCUCCCAUCCCCUGGCUUGCCCAUAAGGCCCCCACCCCUACUAGGAUGUCCCCUGCCCCAGCCCCAGCAGAUGCCCCCAUUCCCACUCUAUCCUCAAGUUUCCUAUUUUUCCUCAGACCCCGUUUUCCAGUCAGACGAAUUCUAUAUCCAUUCCGAUAACCCCUCACCUACCCACACUGGAUAUGCCUUUGAGGGCGACUUUAGCUUUUAUCCCCAGCCACCUGUGCCCAACUUCCGCCCACCCUGUCAUCAGCGUCAGGCCCCGGUAGUACAUAGGGGAUUCCCGAGGCAUUUUGCUCGUGGCCCCUAUAAUCCUUGUAGAGGCAGACCCAGGCGACCACAAAAACAUGCCCCCGCCUGCCUAGAGUCAAGGCCCCAGUAGUGUUCUGACUUAAGCCUUACCUCCGGAUGGGGCCGUGUGACAUCUGUCUAUUUUGUUUUUUGUUUUUUUGUUUUUUUGUCUCAUUGUUGGUCUAAUACAGUGACCUUGCUAACCCAAUCCCAGCUAGUCCUGUCUUGGACUUCUUUUUGUUUAUUGCUGUUAGAAACAAGAGGCAGGGAAGAGCAGACUGGCCCCCUCCUGCUGCCUGAGGCCACCUCUUCCCCCUGAGUGACCAAGCAAGCAUUCUUACUACCUCCCCCUCGCUAUUCUUGUUGCCUUUUUGUAAAAAUAAAAUUGAAAUACAGAAA